AUGCUCUCUCCAAAAAGAGGCAGUCACGACUACCAUGCUCCGGUCCACUCGGAAGAGCGCUUACGCUUCGACGAGCGCAUCACCCACAUGGGCUGUAGUUUGAAAUGGGAGCAUCUAUCCGGUACGGAGGAUCAUUUGGGCAUUACUUCCCGCGGACGUGGGAAGGGAUUCGGAGGGGCAGCGCAUAAGAAGACGGCAAAUGGAAAUGGCAGAGGGUCAAAGACUAUGGCAGGAGGCUUUACUGAUGUAGCAGGCCAUAAAAGUGGAAGUCCUCAACUUGUUGGAGAAGAGCAGAGCGCGGCUGCGCCCUCUAAAUCCGAUGUCUUCUUAAGUUUAUUCAACGAUGAUCCAGAAGAGGGACAUAAAAAUCAUCAGGAAGGAGAUACCUCUGACACCGAUCCAGCCACACGUCUUACAGGUGCUCGUCUUACAUUGUGCUCGUCUGGGAACAAUACUUUGAACACUUCUCAAGUCCGCCUAAGACCAAUUUUCCGUCAGCAGAAUAUCAAGCGUUUUCACGCAGGGAGACAACAGCCAAUUGAAGCUGAGGUAGUGUUACCCUAUGAGGCGGCGGAUAGUGUUGUGAAGCGUGUGGAGAAGGGUUUGUUUGGUGGGGAGGAGGAGAAGACAGCCGACAAUGCUGGUGAUGGGGAGACUUUGGAACGUUAUCUGCGCCAACCUUGGUCCCCCAAAGAAGUGAUGUUUCGACCUGCUUUGGUAUCGACGAAAAAAAAAGCGAAAAAGAAGAUGAAACAGCACAAGCAGCAGAACGUUAAUAAGGAGGUGAAUUUUAUUGCGGAACCUUCAGCACAAGUCCAACAGCUUUUGUCCUCUUCCUCCAGUGAAGAAGAACAGCCUUAUCUUUUCAUCACGGGCGUCCGUGAAGCGAACCUACUCGGCGAGAAGAAGCAUUUCCCUUACAGGAUUGACAAGAUCAAUGAGAGCAGGUUGAAGCACAAUCAGCGUGUGAUGUUUUCGAGGGAAAGAAGUCCGAGAAAACUGAAUAUCUUAGGCCCAACAAGACUGGGUGAUCGGUAUGGCAGUCCGCGCAUGUCUGCCAAAGUUCAAGCCGAACCGGAUGUACGACAUAUGCUGAGACUGGAGGAGAAACUAGACUUCGACAACACUUUCGGGGUGGGAAGGAAAAACGUGCCUGACGCUACUAGUAGUAUUAAGGGUGGUACUAGAAAAACCACUUCAGUAGCUACUCCUGUGGGAGAUGAAGAAGCAGGAGUUGAACAAGCCGUCGGACAGCAAGUUACGGGUGCAGAUGACACACCAACUCUUGUGCAGAAAGACAAUCUCAAUCAAACUUCCGAGUUUCCUUCUUCCUCCUUUGUUCCACACCAGAAAAAGAAAACCACCAAGACAUUGCGUCCGCUUUACCAAAGGUUACCCGUAAACUGUGGCGCAUAUGUGGAGCUCGCUGCCAGGAAUGCGAAUGGAGCUUCUAGAACGAUGUAUCGAGUCAGAAAAGAUCCGCCUCCUACGAUUUCUCGUUUAGAAGCAGAGUUCAGCAUUGAAGAAUACCUAGCGAAGCUAAAGCAAGACUGA
Amoebophrya sp. A25 is the source of this 1554-nucleotide messenger RNA. The record is from the annotation of a GenBank genome assembly. NCBI's taxonomy places the organism in Eukaryota, Dinophyceae, Syndiniales, Amoebophryaceae.